Messenger RNA from Monopterus albus (swamp eel), 1079 nucleotides. It is a transcript of the gene nme5, whose product is annotated as NME/NM23 family member 5. The transcript has 5 exons. Gene Ontology annotation, biological process: CTP biosynthetic process; negative regulation of oxidative stress-induced intrinsic apoptotic signaling pathway; cilium movement. NCBI's taxonomy places the organism in Eukaryota, Metazoa, Chordata, Actinopteri, Synbranchiformes, Synbranchidae. Gene Ontology annotation, molecular function: nucleoside diphosphate kinase activity. Bases 360 to 992 code for a protein of 210 amino acids. The record is from RefSeq and is a predicted model, not a curated record. Gene Ontology annotation, cellular component: cilium.
UUGAGUUUUUCACCGCAUUAUUUACAUGUGUGGAUUGUUUUGCUUGGCUUGCCGUAGACUGUUAUGGUAUCCUAGCAACAUGAAUACUAACCGAAAAAGAGGCUAGUUUAAUGAGCUAGUAAACGCUUUUGACAUUUUUACACUUUUUUAUAUUUUAAAUCAAUAACUAGGUUACUUACCAACUUUAGCAAAAAUAGUGUGUUUAAUGUAAUCUCAUCAUUACUAAUGCUGACCUGAUUACUGCCUACGUUAAGUGUUUAGUUGCUGGACCCGAGGUAAACGUCGGAACUUCAUUAGUUCGCUACAUUAACUUAUAGGCUAAUAUAGAACUAGUUACAUUUUUUGUGGCAUAAAAGAAUAUGGACCAAACUUCUUAUCCUCGUAUUUACGUGGAAAGAACUCUAGCUCUAAUUAAACCAGAUGCCAUAAAGAAAGUUGGGGAGAUUGAGGACAUUAUUCUCAAAUCGGGCUUCAUUAUCCUGCAGCGGAGGCUGCAGUUAAGUCCAGAGCAAUGCAGUGACUUCUACGCAGACCAUUAUGGAAAGCUGUUCUUUCCCACUUUAACUGCAUUCAUGAGCUCUGGCCCCAUUGUUGCCCUGAGUCUGGCCCGUGACAAUGCUGUUGCCCACUGGAAGUCCAUCAUAGGGCCUGUCAACAGCACAAAGGCCAGAGAAAGUCAUCCAGAAUGCCUUAGAGCAAAAUAUGGCACUUCAGACUUGAAAAAUGCCCUCCAUGGCAGUGACUCAUUUCACGCAGCUGAAAGGGAGAUAAAAUUCAUGUUCCCAAACUCUGUAAUUGAGCCAUUUCCCUCAAGAGAAGCAAGUGAGGAAUACCUAAGCAAGUAUGUCAACCCAACUCUGCUGCAUGGACUCACUGAGCUCUGCAAGCACAAGCCUCACAACCCCUGUAUUUGGCUUGCUGACUGGCUGAUCAAAAACAGCCCAAACAAGCCUAAAAUAUGUGAAGGAGCCCUUGUGGAAGAAGCAGAAUGACCACAGGAAAAAAGGGAAGAAAUACCAAACUGUGUAAUUUUUUUUACAAAUAUGUUCAAUAAUGAUGAAAUAUAUUUUCAGCACUAA